Molecule: messenger RNA, 2546 nt
Organism: Gadus macrocephalus (Pacific cod)
Lineage: Eukaryota; Metazoa; Chordata; Actinopteri; Gadiformes; Gadidae
Product: LIM and senescent cell antigen-like-containing domain protein 1
Exons: 11
Coding region: 322-1530 (402 amino acids)
Biological process (GO): cell-cell adhesion; positive regulation of integrin-mediated signaling pathway; positive regulation of substrate adhesion-dependent cell spreading
Cellular component (GO): focal adhesion; cytoplasm; cell-cell junction
Source: RefSeq, a predicted model, not a curated record
GGGGGGGGGAGUGAGGAAGUCACAGAUUUGUCUGAGUCUGAGAGAGGGGACGGCUGAAGACUAAAGCAGAGAGAGCGAGGGGAUACGGCAGAGUUGGAAGCGACAAACUGGAAAGCUACAGCUCCCCUCGUACAACCACUUCUACCCUUUUGUGGUGGAUUUGACAUUAUCUCCAGCCUGUUCCCGAGAUAAAGCUAAUGUUGGUUGAUGGGCAGGACCACAGAGUCAGACACAAAGUGGAUUGAACCGACCGGCUGAACUGAUAGAUCCCAUUAGGCUAGCUCUGCUCUUUACCGGCUCCGGUGGAUUACAACAUUCAAGAUGAAUGGCCGUACCCUGCCUCCACUGAUACCUGAAGAUGGGGAGUGUCCGGACCCCCCUCGUCGGGGGGUGGGCGAGGAGCCGGGCGGCCUCCGCUUUGGGGACAGUGGAGAAGCAGAGGUGCCUGUUUCCAAGGCCCAGAGACGGAAGAGUGACGUUAAAGUGUACAAAGAGUUCUGUGACUUUUACGCCCGCUUUAACAUGGCGAAUGCCCUGGCGAACGCCAUGUGUGAGCGCUGCAAGGGGACCUUCGCUCCGGCCGAGAAGAUAGUGAACAGCAAUGGGGAACUUUACCAUGAGCAGUGUUUUGUCUGUGCUCAAUGUUUCCAGCAGUUCCCAGAGGGACUUUUCUACGAGUUUGAAGGCAGAAAAUACUGUGAGCAUGACUUUCAGAUGUUAUUCGCUCCAUGCUGUCACCAAUGUGGCGAGUUCAUUAUUGGCCGUGUCAUCAAGGCUAUGAACAACAGCUGGCACCCAGACUGUUUCUGCUGUGACAUCUGUCAAGAUGUGCUUGCUGAUGUGGGCUUUGUCAAGAAUGCUGGUCGGCACUUGUGUCGUCCGUGCCACAACCGUGAGAAGGCCCGUGGGAUGGGCAAGUACAUGUGUCAGAAGUGUCACGCCAUCAUCGAGGAGAAGCCACUUCUCUUCAAAAAUGACUCCUACCACCCUGAUCAUUUCAGCUGCAACAAUUGCGGGAAGGAGUUAACAUCGGAUGCCAGGGAGUUGAAGGGCGAGCUGUACUGCCUUCCCUGCCAUGACAAGAUGGGGGUUCCAAUCUGUGGAGCCUGCCGCAGACCGAUCGAGGGCCGUGUGGUCAACGCAAUGGGCAAACAAUGGCAUGUGGAGCAUUUUGUGUGUGCCAAGUGUGAGAAACCUUUCCUGGGGCAUCGCCAUUAUGAACGCAAAGGCCUGGCAUACUGCGAGGUCCACUACAACCAGCUGUUUGGGGAUGUUUGCUACCACUGUAACCGUGUCAUUGAGGGAGAUGUGGUGUCGGCCCUAAACAAAGCCUGGUGUAUCAACUGUUUCUCCUGUUCCACCUGCAACACCAAGCUCACUCUCAAAGAUAAAUUUGUAGAGGUGGAUCUGAAACCAGUAUGUAAGCGCUGCUAUGAUCGAAUGCCAGAAGACAUGAGAUACCGGUUGUCGAGGACCGAGCACAACUCCAAAGACAAGAAGAAAAAGUUAUUCAUCCCCAUUUGCCUCUAAUUAUUUUACCAUCCAUCUCUGCUUGAUUCCAUGUGCUUUGGAACAAGUUUGUGGAGUUUGACAUGAAACCAGUGUGUAAAAAGUGUUACCAGAAGUUUCCCCUUGAGCUGAAGAAAAGACUCAAGAAGCUUUCAGAACCUAUGCCACGGAAGUAAUCAUGAAUAUGUGUAUUUCAUAUUGUAACUAGGAUAUUAUUUUAGAAGUUUGCCCGCAAAUGAUGGAGCAAUUGUAGUAAUUAAUAGUAUUGUUUUUGCCCUAAAGUAUUUACAUCUGAAACAGAUCCCACACUGGCAGAUGGAUUUAAAGCGUUGCCCACUACCUCAUAUUUUAUUAUUAUAAUUGGGCAAAUUUCAUGUUUGAAAUAAGCUGAACAGCACUGUUAAAACUGUCCCUUGCUCAAAAAUGCAAUCCAGUUUAUACCAGUUUAUCAAUCCAAGUACCGUAAUUAACUAAUUUAAUUGUCUAAAUCCUGGAAAUGACAUUGCUGGAUAAUAAAUAUAAAAAAUGAUUGCGCUUACAAAAUGCUAAGCAUACUGAUCUUGAAAGUUUAUUUUGUUUUAACAAUGUCUUCACAAUUGAUUAACUUUAACUCUAAUCACGCCAACCAUUGUCCGGGUUUUUUGUAAGCUUGUGUCAUGAUCACCAUGAGUGCAACAAAAGAUCUACUUGAGGGGGUAUUCUGAAUUCCUCAGGGAUGGCUUUCUCAUCAGGAUACACUGUAACCAUUUCACUGCAGCAUCAAUAUUCUGUAAUAAAUGAAAACUUUUGAAGUAAUUUAAAGAACACAUUCCAAUGUUGUUAUACAGGACAUAUAGCAUUGUGAAUGUUAGUUGUAAUAAAACGAUUGUUGACUCAUCAAAUUGUAAAUCCCGCAUUUUUUCACUACAAUCUAUUUUAGCUCGAUUUAUAUUUAUACACACAAUGCUGGCCUAUUAAUGGUUUAAUGGGCAGUGUGUCUGUUGGCAUCUCAGAAGAGAUUUUUGUUGGAAAAUAAACAUUUUCUUUAUGCUAUUGUA